Molecule: messenger RNA, 4826 nt
Organism: Corvus hawaiiensis (hawaiian crow)
Lineage: Eukaryota; Metazoa; Chordata; Aves; Passeriformes; Corvidae
Gene: NID2
Product: nidogen 2
Exons: 22
Coding region: 99-4076 (1325 amino acids)
Biological process (GO): cell-matrix adhesion
Cellular component (GO): basement membrane
Molecular function (GO): calcium ion binding
Source: RefSeq, a predicted model, not a curated record
GUCCGGUCCGUCCCGCUCCGCUCGUCUCCGCUGCUCCGCUCGGCUUCUCCCGGUCGGGUCCGCUCGGCGCCGUCGGGUUUCCCGUGGCCGGUGUCGGGAUGCGGGCGGUGGCGGCGGUGCUGGCGGCGGUGCUGGCGGUGGGGGCAGCCCUGCCCCGCCCGGGGCUGCUCCCGCACGGCCCGGCCCGCGGCGAUGCCCGGCUCCGGCCCGGGGACGACGAGAGCUCUCCCGGGCUGCUGCUCCGCCGCGCCCUGCGCCUCUACGGCCGCGCCGCCCGCCGCCUCUACGUGGGGACCAACGGGGUCAUCUCCACCCAGGAUUUCCCCAGGGAGACCCAGUACGUGGAUGACGAUUUCCCCACAGACUUCCCCGUCAUCGCCCCCUUCCUGGCCGACCUCGACACCUCCGGGGACAGAGGGAACAUCUACUACCGGCAGGAUGACUCUCGGGACGUGCUGGAGCAGGCUGUGGGAUACAUCCAGGCCGGGUUCCCUCGCUCUGCUGGCUCCUUCGUGCCCACCAAUGCCUUCAUUGCCACCUGGGAGGACGUGGGUGCCUACCAGGAGCUCUCCCAGGACACCGAGCCCUCCCUGAAGCUCAACACCUUCCAGGCAGUCAUAGCCUACAACGAUGAGGACACCUACACCAUCUUCCUCUACCCCAACGGCGGCCUCCAGUUCCUGGGGACGCGACCCAAGGAGUCCUACAACGUCCAGCUGGAGCUGCCAGCCAGGGUGGGCUUCAGCUGGGGGGACAGCGACGACCCGAAGAGGGACGGGCUCUUCCACAGCCUGGCCAGCAGCGAGCAGGCUCUGAGGAGCCUGGAGAGGGAGAGCAACACGGGAAUUCCCGGCGUGUGGGUUUUCCACGUGGGCGGCGUGGAGCACGUGGAGCCGGGGGGCAGUGAGGGAGCCGCUCCUGCCGUGCCUCAGAGCCCCCCUGGGCACCCCAAUCCCGGCACCACCGGCUACAGCCGCCCCCUCUCCGGCCACACGUCCAUGGCUCAGCGUCCCAGCCACGGCUCCCGCUCCCCGGUGCUCCUGGGCUUUGUCCCCAGCAGGAGGGACGCCCAGCAGGGCUACUCUGCCAACCCCUCCUCCUACAGCUCUGGCCACCACGGCGUCGGCGUGGAGGAGGACGUGCAUUUCAACCCUGAUGUGUUCACCUACAGCGCAGCCAGCAAGGAGACGUGUGCCCAGCACCACGGGCGCUGCUCCCCUCACGCCUUCUGCACCGACUACGCCGCCGGCUUCUGCUGCCACUGCCGGGCCACCUUCUACGGGAACGGGCGGCAGUGCCUGCCCGAAGGGGCCGUGCAUCGCCUCAACGGGAAGGUGAGCGGGAGCCUGAGGGUGGGACGGGCGUCCGUCCGCUUCCAGGACGUGGACCUGCACGCCUACAUCGUGGGCAGCGACGGCAGAGCCUACACGGCCAUCAGCGGGGUGCCCCAGCCUGCUGCCCGUGCCCUGCUGCCCCUGCUGCCUGUCGGGGGGCUCUUCACGUGGCUCUUUGCCCUGGAGGAGCCCGGCUCUGAGAAUGGCUUCAGCAUCACCGGCGCUGAAUUCACCCAGAACCUGGAGGUGACGUUUUACCCCGGCGGGGAGACGGUCCAGGUCACUCAGACAGCCGAGGGCCUGGGGCCGGACAAUUAUUUAAGCCUCAGGACACACAUCCAGGGCGAGCUGCCGUUCCUGCCGGAGAACGUCACCGUCCGCAUCACUCCCUACAAGGAACUCUACUCCUACUCCAGCUCAGCCGUGACCUCCUCAGGCCAGCGGGAAUACACGGUGGCCGCGGGCACUGCCAACCAGACCUUGUCCUACCGCCUGCGCCAGAACAUCACCUUCUCGGGGUGCCCGCACUCGAGGCUGCCGGCGUGGCAGCAGCUCUCCGUGGCGCGCGCCUUCGCCCUCUUCGACAGCCACGAGCACGUCCUGCGCUACGCCCUGGCCGCCCGCAUCGGCCCGGCACGAGACGAUGCCGAGAAUCCUGGGGUGAGCCCGUGCCACGAUGGCACCCACACGUGCGAGGCGCCGGCGCGCUGCCGGCCCGGCGUGGGCACCGAGUACACGUGCGAGUGCACGGCCGGGUACCGCGGGGAUGGACGGGGCUGCCGAGAUGUGGACGAGUGCUCCGAGGGCCUGAGCCAGUGCGGCCCCUUCUCCGUGUGCCUGAACGUGCCGGGCAGUUACCGCUGCGAGUGCCGCGGCGGGUACCGGCCAGCGGGGGACGGGCAGGCGUGUGUGCCGCUGGCACCGGCGAGUGACCCCUGCGAGGCCGGGCGGCACCCCUGUGCUCCGGGGGACCGGGCGCGGUGCCUGUCCCACGGCGACGGCCGCGCCACCUGCGAGUGCCUCCCCGGCUACACCGGCGACGGCAUCCACUGCUCCGAUGUGGAUGAGUGUGCCGAGAGCCCGUGUCACCCGGCUGCUACCUGCUACAACACCCCGGGCUCCUUCUCCUGCCGCUGCCAGCCCGGCUACGUGGGCGACGGCUUCCAGUGCACGUAUGAAGGGAACCCGCAGCGCCUCACGCCCUGCCAGCACGAGCGGAUGUACCCGCGGGAGGUGCCACCCCUGGGCGAUGGCCACGUGCCCCAGUGCGACGAGCAGGGCCGGUACCGGCCCCUGCAGUGCCACGGCAGCUCUGGGCACUGCUGGUGCGUGGACGCGGCGGGGCAGGAGAUCGCCGGCACCCGGACGGCGCCGGGCACCACCCCGCCACGCUGCGGGAGCCCAGAGUCCAUCCAGCAGCUGACGCCCUGCGAACACGCGAGGAUGUACCCGCGGGAGGUGCCACCGGGGCCUUCACCCGUGGGCGACGGCCACGUGCCCCAGUGCGACGAGCAGGGCCGGUACCGGCCCCUGCAGUGCCACGGCAGCUCCGGGCACUGCUGGUGCGUGGACGUGGCAGGGCAGGAGAUCGCCGGCACCCGGACGGCGCCGGGCACCACCCCGCCACGCUGCGGGAGCCCAGAGCCCACGGAGCGGCCCCCCAGCAUGUGCGAGCGCUGGCGGCAGAGUUUGCUGGAGCACUACGGGGGCAGCCCCCGCGGGGACCAGUACGUGCCACAGUGCGAUGCCAGCGGCGACUUCACCCCGCUGCAGUGCCACGGGGACAGCGGCUACUGCUGGUGCGUGGAGCAGAGCGGCCGGGAGAUCCCGGGGACGCGCUCCGAGCCCGGCACCACCCCGCCCUGUCUGCCCAGCGUCGCCUCGCCCAGUGUCCGGCCCGAGCCCCGGCCUGACGUGUCCCCACCGGCCACGGGGACGUUUCUGCUCUACGCCCAGGGCCAGCAGAUCGGGUACCUGCCGCUGAACGGCACCCGGCUGCAGAAGGAGGCGGCCAAGACCCUUCUCUCCCUGCAUGGCUCCAUUGUGGUGGGGAUCGACUACGACUGCCGGGAGAAGAUGAUCUACUGGACCGACGUGGCUGGCCGGACCAUCAGCCGGGCGGGCCUGGAGCCAGGCUCCGAGCCAGAGACCAUCAUCAGCUCAGGGCUCAUCAGCCCCGAGGGCCUGGCCGUGGACCACCUGCGCCGGGCCGUGUUCUGGACGGACAGCGGGCUGGACAGGAUCGAGCGCGCCCGGCUGGACGGCUCCGAGCGCCGCGUGCUCUUCGACACCGAGCUCGUCAACCCCCGCGCCAUCGCCGUGGACCCCGUCCGAGGCAACCUUUACUGGACGGACUGGAAUCGUGAAGCUCCCAAAAUCGAAACUUCCACUGUCAACGGAGCCAACAGGAGGGUCCUGGUGCACACAGACAUUGGUUUACCCAAUGGCCUGACUUUUGACCCCUUCUCCAAGCUGCUGUGUUGGGCAGACGCAGGCACCAAACACCUGGAAUGCACAUUCCCGGACGGCACAGGCCGGCGCGUCAUCCAGAGCAACCUCAACUACCCCUUCAGCAUCAUCAGCUACGCCAACCACUUCUACCACACGGACUGGAGACGGGAUGGGGUGAUAGCUGUCAAUAAAGAAACUGGCUCCUUCACUGACGAGUAUCUUCCAGAGCAGCGGUCCCACCUCUAUGGGAUAACAGCAGUUUAUCCCUACUGCCCUGGAGCCAGGAAAUAGCAACUCCAAUUUCAAGGAAACAACAAUCUUUGCACCCAGGAGAGUUUCAGACCCACAGAACUGUCACUGCAUACAAGGGGGGGAAAGUCCCUCACCGAGGCCCAUGAAGUGCCCUGCUUUCCUGCAAAAGAUUUUCAAGUAUUUUUUCGAGUUAUACCUCAAGACUUUACUACUGUAUUUUUUUUACCAAGUGGAAAACAAUGAGAUAUCACCAAAAAAGGGUCCUGGGAAGCUCAAGCCAUGACUCAAACUCUUGCUUUUGCAAGAUUUAAAAUGUAGGUUGUUUUUUUUUUCACUCCAAUGUUUUAUUUUUUUGGAAGAAGGAUGGGUUCAUUUUUCAUCGUUCUGACAAUCUGACCAAGAGGUCCUUUUAUCCAAAAUAAAUUAAGUGCCUGUGGGAAGCUGUGAAUGCAGUAAAUUGCUGGGUCUAAAUAACCACCAGCCCUGAAGCCAGAGACUCUGUGUGUGCUCCAAAAUCCUGCAGAACGGGGAUGGGAUGUGGCAAAGGCGUUGAAGAUUUUCCAGAGGAUGAUUCUGUGUUUUCACCACUGCCUCCAUGCAUGUCUUUUAGUAUUUAUAUUAGAAGAAUAUGCUAGAAUUGAUCUGUUCAUGCUUGUUGGGUCUUCCAAGUGCCUUCCUAGACCUGCCCAGUGUAGACCAAGACAUGUUCAGAAAUACCAGUUACAUUGUAAUGCUUCACUUUUUCUAGGUUACUUCCAUAAUUGAAUAAAAAAGGUUGGUUUAAGUUUC